GUUUCUGUUUAUGGCUCUCUUUAUUUCCGCUUGUCCUUUUUUUUUUGUUUUGUCUCCUUUUUCCUCUCUUCCUUCUCGGCUUGCUUUCGCUUUAUCUUCUGCCGAGCUUCGCCGGUUUUAGCCAGAAAAGGGAGGGGGUGAACUGCUUUGCGGUGGCGCGUCUCGGUCUCUUUGGUGUUCGUGAAGCCCGAAGAGAUGGGGGAAAGAGGUAGAAGGAAUCGGGGCGGGGGGUUUUGAGGAGGGUCGCCGGGCUUUUGGGCAUUGGAGGGGUUUCGGGAUGUGUGGAUUUUGGGGAAGGAGAUCGGCUGUUCGAGGCUGGGCUAUGGGUUUUGGGGCAUGGGGUUUCUGAAAGUUUUUUCCGUUCUCCAAUUUCUUGGAGAGUUGAAGAGAUUUUUUGGCUGGAAAAAGGUCUCCUUUUUCUUUGGGAAUUAGGAUACAAAAUCCCUAAGUGGGUUUUUGAUUUUUGACCGACGAAAACAAAGAUGUUUGGUAUAGGAUUAAGUUAGGAAAAGAACUGAGGCAUAUCGAACAUUGAAGUGUAGAGAUUGGAGGUCCUUUUAUGAUUAGGUUUAUGGUCUCUUGAAGAGCAGAAGGGGUUUUCUGGUGUGAAGAAGAAAGGCCUGUCAUUCGGCAUUGGGUCUGACUGUGGAGAAAUUUUUCUUAAAUUCUUGGAUUCGAGUUUUCUGAGGUGGACAUUUGAAGUGGGAAAGUAGAGUGCGUGUGGGUGGAGGAGAGGUCUUUCUGUUCGGCAAAAUUGAAAGAUCUUGGUGAUUUAUUAUUAUGAAGGUUUCGGGAGGUGAUCUUUGAACUCCGUGAAGAAGAUUGCAGAGCGAAUUGUCUGACAGAAUUUGAAGUGCUGGAGAUGGUGGCAUUGUGAGUUUACAGAGAAAAAUGGAUUCUUGAGAAGCUGAGGCGGCUCCAGUGUGAGUGUGAUGGGUUGUUCGGGCUCGAAACCAGACCGGAACAAGGCGCUGACUCUCUGCAAAGAGCGCAUGCAGUACAUUAAACAAGCGAUCGACUCGAGGUAUGCUCUAUCAGCAGCUCAACUUUCCUAUGUCCGAUCCCUCCACAAUAUGGGGGCUGCUUUAAGGCAGUUCGUCGAGGCUGAGAUUUUGAUCAAACCAUCACUCGCGUCUUCGGAACCAGACAAAUCUCCCUCCAUUUCCUCUCAUGCUUCACCAUCUCCUUCCCACAUAGCGGAGCAUGUUGCUUCACCAUCACAUAGCUCGAGUCCUUUCUCUCCUCGUGUAUCCAGUAUUAGUUACAUGAAGGCAGCAGCGGGUAGUUCUAUGAAGGUCACAGUUAAGUCAUCCUGCCACUUUGUUGAUGAGGAGUCGCUUACUUUUCCCUUCCCUCCACCACCACCCCCUGAAAUUGGUUCCUCAUGGGACUUCUUUGAUCCCGUUGAUUCAUUAAACAAGGUUGGGGUCCAGAAUGGCGAACAUGAUAUAACCCUGGACAUUAGCAGAUUGAUGGGCUUGAGACAGUCGAAGGAAGAAGAUAUGGCUCCUUCAAUUGAAGAGGAAGCGAAGUUCUCUCGAGCAGAUGAAGAAAUGAAAUGGAACGGGGAUAAUUCAGAGAGAAAUUCUGCAAUUUAUCUGAACUCCACAUCGCGCAAAUUUGAUGGUGGUGGAAGGGUGAUGGAUCAUCCACAUUUGGUGAAUGGCACUGGCUUAGAGGAAUCUGCUGAUCUGGCACAAAAACAAAUUUGCAAUGGUAGAGGGCUAAAGUCUGAUUGUAGCUAUGUUAAUGGAUCAGCUGAGGCUUUGUCUGGAAUUGCUUCAUCUGAGCUACACAGUUCAAAGAGAGAGAAGGCUAACCUGCAGGAAGAACCAUCCAGAGAAAGGAAGGAUGCUUCAGAGUUCAUCACUCGUAGGGCUAAAGAUUUCCUCUCAAGCAUAAAGGACAUUGAACUCUAUUUUACCAGGGCUGCAGAGUCUGGCCAUGAGAUUUCAAGAAUGCUGGAGACAAAUAAGAUUCGGCUCAGCAUCUGCUCUGAGACAAUAGGAAAAUCUUCAGCUUCUCUAUUUCUCUCAGCCUUCCUGAUCUGUUGUAGGGCAGGGAAUGUCUCAGAGCAUGAAUCUGCCCAGCUUGCAACAAAGGUCAUUACUUGGAGCCGCACAGUCUCGUCACGAUCAUCAUCAUCUAGAAAUCCUCUUGUAUCGGCACCAAAAGAUGACACUGCUGAAAGUGGUAGUGAUUUUAUUGAAGAGUUUUGCAUGAUAUCUGGAAGCCAUUCAUCCACAUUGGAUAGACUAUUUGCCUGGGAGAGAAAACUUUACAACGAAGUGAAGGCUAGUGAAUCCAUCAGAAAGGUAUAUGAUCAGAAGUGCAACCAGCUAAGGCACCAAUUUGCAAGGGAUAUGAAUGCCCAAGUAAUCGACAAAACUAGGGCUGCUGUGAAGGAUCUCCAUUCACGAGUAAGAGUAUCCAUUCAAGCAGUUGAAUCAAUAUCUAGAAGAAUUGAGAAGUUGAGAGAUGAAGAAUUGCAACCCCAACUUAUAGAACUAGUACAAGGGUUGAUCCGGAUGUGGAGAGCUAUGCUUGAAAACCACCAUGCACAAUAUAUCAUCAUCUCAUUAGCCUACCAUGUAAAAAGUCCAACCGCAGCACUACAAAAUGAGUUCUACAGAGAGGCCUUGAUGCACCUUAGACAUGAAAUUAUUUGCUUUCAGUCUAGCUUUGUACAUUGGGUUGACGCACAUAAAUCCUACGUGGAAGCUCUCAACACCUGGAUUCAGAAGUGCAUCUUGCUGCCUCAAGAGCGUGCCUCUAGGGGAAGGAAGGUAACCUUCUCCCCUCGCCGUGCCCUUGCUCCUCCAAUAGUUGUCCUCUUGCGUGAUUGGUUGGCAGGAAUCCAGACACUCCCUCCAGCGGAGGUCUGUGAUUCCAUCAAAAGCAUGGCCUCAGACCUGCAUAGCUUCUUUGAGCAGCCAAUAGAAGAAAGACAAGCAGAAAGGAGAGAUGAAGAGGUGGAAAUUGAGAGAAAAUCUGAGCUCAGGGAGAACAAGGGAGAGGAGAAAUGUGAGAGGGAUUCAAAGUUGUGCAGUUUUCAGACUAGCUUGACAAGAUCGUUUGAUAGGUUGACAAAGUUUUCAGAGGCCAUAGUGAAAAUUUAUGAAGAUGUCAAACGGGAAAAUGAGACGGCUCGGAAUGCAUAUGCAGACGGUAGAAUCAGGUAAUGACAUAACUAUGUGAACAUUAUCUUGGUAAUUAUAUUUGAUGGAAGGAACCUUGUGUGAGGAGAUGAUUUGAGAUCUAUUGUUGGCUGUAAAUUCCUUUUUGUCAGCAAGGCUUGAUGCUAUCAAAUGUUUGACAUUCCCAGUUAAGCAUACAUUGCCAGAGUACAUU
Molecule: messenger RNA, 3351 nt
Organism: Phoenix dactylifera (date palm)
Lineage: Eukaryota; Viridiplantae; Streptophyta; Magnoliopsida; Arecales; Arecaceae
Source: RefSeq, a predicted model, not a curated record